AGCUUGGCUCGCAGCUCGGUGUGAUCAUUCUCCACCGCGAUGAGUUUCACAAGGCACAGGACCGUCCUAGCGGGCGCGCAUGGAGCUUGACGAUGCAACAGGUCUGGGCUUGGGCUUCCACAAAGUUGGAAGGAGUCUUCUUGCCAGACGCUUGUUGUUGCAGUCCAGGCAAAGGUCCUGAACUCGGAGGAAAAUACGGAGAUCUUGUGGUUUUGACAGACUGGGAUACCACAGAGCGCGAUUGCCCUGGAUUCAACGAUGCACCGAGGCUGGCUGAUGAUGGCGAAGCUCGACGAGCGCAGGUCAGCCAGGUCCGUCAAGACGAAGAUCCUUCGGCUGCCGAGGAGGUAGUCCACCUGAGAGAGCAGAUGAAGCACUUCGUGCAAGAGAUGGUAGUUGGCCGAGACGUGUGCAUCUUGCUGGAGGACAAAGAGAAGGAGACUGGCUGGCUAAAGCUCACACCGAACCUCAUGGCCUUGCGCCUUGAAGUGGCUGGCGCGAAUCACGAAAUCCUUCUCAGGAACAUUCGUGACGUGCAAGCUGGAAAGCUUGGCGAUGGGCCGGUGCAGCUGGACGACUUUUGCACAACUCUGAUGCUGAAAGGGGGUCAAUGCCUUUCGUUUCGCUUUUCCAGCUUGGCAGAGCGCAACAACUUUACCAAGUGUGUGAAGGUGCUAGCGCUGGCAUUGGAGCAAUGAGCUGAUCUCCGAAGGUUGGUUUGAAGUUGCCGCGAAGAAGAUGCCAUGUUGAAGUGAGUUUGGGGUAGCCGUGUCGUUUCUCCAAAGCGUGGAGCCACUGGUGAAAAAAACAGAACAUGUGACCAUAUCCACAAGCGUCAUACGUGGUCAUAAGUCC
Messenger RNA from Cladocopium goreaui, 855 nucleotides. NCBI's taxonomy places the organism in Eukaryota, Dinophyceae, Suessiales, Symbiodiniaceae. The record is from the annotation of a GenBank genome assembly.